Messenger RNA from Theobroma umbraticum, 1564 nucleotides. RefSeq names its product PHAF1 protein At3g51130. Lineage: Eukaryota; Viridiplantae; Streptophyta; Magnoliopsida; Malvales; Malvaceae. The record is from RefSeq and is a predicted model, not a curated record.
CGCUUCGGUGUUUUCUUAGCGGAAAUAACGGUGGCUGACCCCAAACCCAAUCCAAAACACUCCCGAGAGGAAAAGAAAAAGGAAGAAGGAAGCACGAAAGGCAAAAGAAAAGAAAAAAAAAUCCGAGAACAAAUGUUGCAGAGACCUAGACGACGUUGCGAAGGCACCGCCAUGGGCGCCAUCGUUCUCGAUCUCCGGCCCGGUCUCGGCAUCGGACCUUUCACUCUCGGGAUGCCGAUAUGUGAAGCAUUUGCUCAAAUAGAACAACAGCCUAAGAUUUACGAUGUCGUUCAUGUGAAGUUAUAUGAUGAGGAGCCUCUUAAACAGGAUAUUGUCAUAAGCUUUCCGGAUCAUGGUUUUCAUCUUCGUUUUGACCCUUGGUCCCAGGUGUUAUUUUCGAGAUUACGCCUUAUUGAAAUUUUCGACAUCAAACGUCUUCAAAUGCGCUAUGCCACUUCUUUGAUUGGGGGACCAUCUACUCUUGCUACUUUUGUAGCUGUCUAUGCACUUUUUGGUCCGACCUAUCCUGGAAUAUAUGACAAGGAUAGAGGUGUUUAUACCUUAUUCUAUCCGGGUCUGUCAUUUGCUUUUCCAAUCCCAAGUCAGUAUACAGAUUGCUGCCAUGAUGGAGAAGCGGAAUUGCCUUUGGAGUUCCCAGAUGGCACCACUCCAGUUACCUGCCGUGUAUCCAUAUAUGAUACUUCAGAAGGCAAAAAAGUUGGUGUUGGCUCCUUAAUGGAUAAGGCUUCUGCUCCUCCAUUACCUGCUGGCAGCCUGUACAUGGAAGAGGUGCAAGCCAAGCUUGCAGAAGAAUUGUUUUUCACUGUUGGAGGCCAGCAUAUUCCUUUCGGUGCAUCACCACAAGAUGUCUGGACUGAAUUAGGGCGCCCUUGUGGAAUCCAUCAAAAGCAGGUUGACCAAAUGGUUAUUCACUCUGCUUCUGAUCCUCGUCCUCGGACAACUCUAUGUGGUGAUUAUUUCUACAAUUAUUUUACUCGUGGAUUGGAUAUCUUAUUUGAUGGCCAGACUCAUAAAAUCAAGAAGUUUGUUUUACACACGAACUAUCCUGGUCAUGCAGAUUUUAAUUCAUAUAUAAAGUGCAAUUUUGUUAUCCUAGUUGGGGGGUCCUUCCCGGAUGUGAAUAACUACAAAAACAGAAUUACUCCAAGCACCAAAUGGGAGCAGGUGAAGGAAAUCCUUGGGGACUGUGGCCGAGCAGCUAUACAAACACAAGGUUCCACAAGCAAUCCUUUUGGCUCUACUUUGGUGUAUGGCUAUCAGAAUGUUGCAUUUGAGGUUAUGAAGAAUGGCUAUAUUGCAACGGUGACACUUUUCCAGUCCUGAUGACCAUGUCUGGUCUGAUAGGUUCUUCCUCUGCAUCCAAGCUGGUGGAUGUGUACAGUUGUGGAACCACAAGUAUUGUUUGUACACGACAUGGGGAAGCAAUGAUAAUUGUACAGUGAUGUGUUGAUUUGUAUAGUUGAUUUAUGCUGUAGAAUACAUUGACCGUGUAACUUAUGUAAAUUAUUAUUCCUUUUAAGAGGAUAACACAUUGUUUGUUUCA